Molecule: messenger RNA, 999 nt
Organism: Aspergillus homomorphus CBS 101889
Lineage: Eukaryota; Fungi; Ascomycota; Eurotiomycetes; Eurotiales; Aspergillaceae
Product: NAD(P)-binding protein
Exons: 4
Coding region: 1-999 (332 amino acids)
Biological process (GO): secondary metabolic process
Source: RefSeq, a predicted model, not a curated record
AUGGUCCAAUUGCCAGCAGUUCGGGCGAACAACGCUUCUCUCGCACGGUUAGGACCGGGCCAAGUGGCCGUCUUCGUCGGCGGGACAAGCGGCAUUGGGGAGGCGACCGCGCGAGAAUUUGUCCAGAAGACCGAUAGACCACGAGUGUAUUUGAUCGGACGCAAUGAGGCCCAAGCCAGUCGGAUUCUGAAGGCGCUCCGGGAGUUGAACCCCGAGGGCCACACCACGUUCAUCAAACAGGACAUUGCUCUCCUGAGAGGCGCAGACGAGGCAUGCGCGAAGAUCAUGGCCAAGGAGCACAAGGUCAAUCUACUAUUCAUGACGGCCGGCAUGAUCACCUGGCAGGAAGAGUUGGUAAAGACCAGCGAGGGGCUGGAUCAGAAAUUCAGUUUGCACUAUUACUCCCGCAUGCGAUUUGCCAUGCAACUACUUCCGUUGUUGAAGGCCGCGGCGGAGGAAACCCCGGGGGCACUGUCCCGCGUCGUCAAUGUCUUCUCGGCGGGCCAUGAGGGACCCCUCGAUCUGGACGAUCUGUCCCUGGAGAAGCGGUACGGGUUGCAGGCGUGCGCGACGCACGCCAGUACCAUGACCACCCUCGCCAUGGAGCACUUGGCUCGGCAGCAUCCCGAGACAGCCUUCAUCCACACCUUCCCCGGCAUCGUCAAGACAGGCCUAGUGAGCGGGUUCGGCCCGUUGGUCAAACCGUUUGUGCUGGCCCUUAUGGCGCUGUAUUCGCCCUGGAUGGUACCACUGGCUGAGAGCGGAGAACGCCAUUUGUAUGCAGCCACGAGUCCCAGAUUUCCGCCCCGCAAUGCUGGCUUGGAGGUGGCAGUCGGGGUUGACGGCGUUGAGGGGAGUGGCUCCUACUCUCUCCAUUGGGAUGGUGAGCCCUAUACCAAGAAUACCGCCUUACUUGACCGCUAUCGCUCCGAAGGGGUCACCAAAUUGGUUUGGGAGCAUACCCUGGAUGUCUUCAAGAACUUACGCAGGCAGGACUAG